AUAAUGUUAAUGGGUUUGUGGGCCAAAAGUAGGACUUCCAUUAUGUCCAUAGUGCGCCAACAAUUGAUCGGCAGCCAAACCAGGGAACUGAUCAUCAUCAACAUCAUAUACUGUUCAAUUUUUAACGGCAAUGAGUGUCCUUUUGUAGCAAGAAAAAGUAGCAGAAGAAGAGUGAACAACUACUUAUAGGUGAUUCAGACACACACACACACAUAAGUAUUGUUUGGAAGUAGUGGAAGAUGAAUGUAGGCAUGAAGAAGCAGAAGCCAUAUAUUGCAGUGGUAAUCAUGCAGUGUAGCUAUGCAGGCAUGAUUUUGUUGUCAAAGGCAGCUAUGUCUUCAGGUCUGAAGCCUUCUGUGUUUGUCGCGUACCGACAAGCAUUCGCCACUCUUGCACUGCUGCCCUUUGUGUUCUUCUUCCGUAGCAAGAGAGGUCCUCCUCUUACAUGGACCGGACUUUUCAAGAUUUUCUUUAUUUCUUCCUACGGGCUUGCUUUGAGCUUGAAUCUAAAUUUAGCUGGAUUGGAGUACAUCUCUGCAACAUUUGGUACAGCCAUAUUGAGUAUAGUUCCUGCUUUGGUCUUUAUCAUGGCUGUUUGUAUGAGGAUUGAAAGCCUUGCCAUAACUCAAUGGCAUGGAAUGGCUAAGGUACUGGGCACCAUUGUCGGUCUCUCAGGAGCCAUGGCCUUCACUUUUUACAAGGGCCCUCCUCUAUUUUCAAGUUCAACAACUCAUGGAAACAGCCAUUCUUUCCAUACAAAACAAGAAUGGAUCAAGGGUUCUCUUCUCGCCAUUGUUGCCCAAAUCUUCUACUCCUUGUGGCUAACCAUGCAGGCUCCACUUAUGAAGCAGUAUCCAGACAAAUUGCGGCUCAUGAUUCUACAGUGUGGCUUCAGUAGCCUGACGGCAACAAUUUAUGGCGCAGCCAUGGAGAGUAACCUAACCUCCUGGAAGCUUGCCUGGAACAUCCAACUCUUAUCCAUACUCUAUUGUGGUGUCAUUGUGACAGGGAUAACUUACUGGUUGCAAGCUUGGGUUAUCGAGCAGAAAGGCCCUGUUUUCAGUGCUAUUUUUGGGCCAUUGGCGCUUAUUUUAGCAGCAAUAUUCUCAGCUCUUUUCCUCAACGAAACUCUCCACUGGGGAAGCGUUUUGGGAGGGGGACUACUUAUUGCUGGGCUGUAUAGUUUUCUUUGGGGUAGAAAUCGAGAGGCCCAAAACAGUGCCCGACAACAAUUGAAUCAUUCAUUGGAGGAAGCCCAUUUUGAAGGCAUCACAUCAAUAUCACCGGAUGAAGAGCAGCCCAAAAUCAUUCCCUAAAUUAACCAUUCUCUACUUUUUAAUCAUUUCUACUUUAGGGGUUUUUGCUAUAAUUUUCGCUUGUACGGAGCCCACCAAAACUGUCGAUUUAUGUUGGUAAAAAUAGAAAGAGACAGAGAGAUAGAGAGUUGGGUUGGUGA
This is a messenger RNA of Sesamum indicum (sesame), 1456 nucleotides long. RefSeq names its product WAT1-related protein At1g43650. Gene Ontology annotation, cellular component: membrane. Gene Ontology annotation, molecular function: transmembrane transporter activity. The record is from RefSeq and is a predicted model, not a curated record. NCBI's taxonomy places the organism in Eukaryota, Viridiplantae, Streptophyta, Magnoliopsida, Lamiales, Pedaliaceae.